GAUCCGCGCGCACUUCCCUUUAAGAUGCGUCUGUCAUCUCGCCGUUAAUGAAAAGCCUUUCUGGCUGUUUUCCGCGGUGCACGAGAUCUGUUCCAGCUGGCCCGGUGAAGGAGAACACCACUGUGGUGCAAUUUUUUGUCGGCCGACAUUCCCAGAAAGGAAGGGGAGAGGAUAGGCCACGCCGAGGGAGACGGAAAUGAGAGGGGGGUGUCCAAAGAGGAAACCCUAUCCCUUUAAGAGCAAGUGGGACAUAGCUGUGCGAGAAAAGGAGAGGAGGGGGAGAAGAAAGAGGAAUUAAAAAAGAAAAGGAAGAAAGAGACAGGGAGGGAGGAGGGAGAGCGGGCGAUAAAAAAAGAAAGAUGACAUCCUCGCAGCUGAACGGCCGAGGUGGAGCGGUAGGCUGCGGCCCGGCGAGAGCGCCGCUCGCCGGGGUCAGGGCUUGAAAGCAACAACGAGGCUUCGACAAACACCCGAUUGGCCUAUUGAGAGAAAUCGGAAAAACAGAUUCAUAAAUUAAAAACAAAGCAUGACCUGCUGUGCUACCAGAUACUUGUGUUAUAACCCAUAUUUGUUGUCUUGCGUGAAAAGGCAUUCAUUUUAGGUAGAAUGGUUUAUGUUUAAUGCGAAAGUGUGAUACUGUAAUUUACGAUUUUUGUUCAGUUUUUUUUUAAAGCAGUUUUGUUGCGCGAUAUUGCGUUUGAGUAAGAUUGGUGUUGAGUGAAUUAAAGUUAGAAACCAAAGUGAAAAGAGAAACAGGCCGUUAUUGGACCUGGCCUGCUACACUACUGCCUGCUGCAGCCCGCGUUAGUCAACAGCUGCGUGCAUUUUAAUUGACAGCAUUAGGCUACCUCAAUGAGAAAAAAACCAUAUUUUUGCUGACUACUUUAUUCACGUUUCUGAAGAAACUCCAGAAGCCCGUCGCGUUUUGCUGCAGAAUAGGCGACUGUUUGCGCCUCGAUCACCGCUGGGCCGAUCAAAACCAUGCAAAGGCUGCCCUCCUCGACCUCAAUCAGGAGCUGACUUUAUAAUCUCCAUCGCUGAGCUGCAAAAUGGAUGCUGCUUGGAGCAAUUUUCUCUUCCAGAAUACUCCCACCCAAAACCAAGUGGAGGGGGGCCUCCAAUCAGAGCUCAUGCCAGUGCAUACGAGUUCUCCCCAAACCCCACCCACAGAGCAUAUAGCACAGCCUCCUUCAACUGUGGACACUGCUGCUCUCAGUGAGGAGCCCCUGCCUGGUGAGGGACACUGCACUGCAUCCUACACCUAUGGAGCUGACAAGAUGAAGUCUGUGUCUCGGCCGGCCCGCAUGCCCCACAUCUGUGCCAUCUGCAACAAGCAGUUCAAGAACAACUACAACCUGCGGCGGCACCAGUCGGUCCACACUGGGGUACGCAUGAAGGACAGGGCCAGAGAGCAGGCGGAGGGGGCAAAGGAGGGAGCAGCCGGCCAGGGGGCGAUGGCCAGCCAGGUGGCGAUGGCCACCCCGUCGGCGAUGGCGGUGGGGGCUGGAGGGAGGGUGGAGAGGUCCACUGUUCCCCUCUCCCUGCUACACCUCUCUGCACCUCCCCCUCUGGCCCCUCCCGGCGUGUUGGCGGGGGGCCAGCAGCCACCCCUGGGUAGUCAGGAUGGUGAAGGGGUUGCCAUGGCUAACGUAAUGGCUAGUGUUAACCCCCAUGCUCCGCCUCCUGCUGCUGUCGUCAUGGCCACAGGGGCGACAGUACAGAGGCCGGCAAAUCCCAACCCAAACCCGGUGAGGAAGAACCACGCCUGCGAGACUUGCGGCAAGGCUUUCCGGGACGUUUACCAUCUCAAUCGCCAUCGCCUGUCCCACUCAGACGAGAAGCCGUUCUCCUGUCCCAUCUGCCAGCAGCGCUUCAAGAGGAAGGACCGCAUGAGUCACCACGUGCGCUCCCACCAAGGUGGUGUGGAAAAACCCUACGUCUGCCCCCACUGUGGCAAGGCUUUCUCCAGGCCUGACCAUCUAAACAGUCAUGUCAGACAGGUGCACUCCUCAGAGCGACCCUUCAAAUGCCCGACCUGUGAGUCCAGCUUUGCCACAAAGGAUCGUUUGCGUGCGCAUAUGAUUCGCCACGAAGAGAAGGUUCCCUGCCACAUCUGUGGCAAGCUUCUGUCUGCGGCUUACAUCACAGAUCACAUGAGGGUGCACAACCAGUCACAGCACCACGCUUGCCAUCUCUGUAACCGCAGCUCUCCUCCAUCAGGCUUCACCACCCUGACAUACCUUCGUGUCCAUGCCCAGAAGCACCAUGGCCAGGAGUGGAAGGACAGUCCAGGGGGCUUCGGCGGCACAUCCUCGGGUGGCAUACUCGUCUGCCACUUAUGCGGCGUCCACUGCAAGACACCCACCCAGCUCCAGGGGCACAUGGGCACCCAUGGCAACAGCCAGGGUGCCCCGAGCCCCAUCACCUCUAAUGUGGCUGCCAGCAGCUCGGUCUCCCUUAGCAACAUGGUGACAUCGCCUACUGUGUAUGUCACCGGUAACACAGUGGUUGACCUGCUCGUCACAGACUGCUCUAGCAUCGCAGCACCACAGUCCCACAGUUAGCAGUAGUGAGUUCAGCAAUAAUAACCUCACUCCCUUAACGGGGCAAGGUUGGAGAAGGUUAAAGUUAAGUAUAGAUGAUGAUCUGGUUUCAGUUUUGUAAUGUCCCCACUCAUAGGUAAGGUUAGGAUUAAAAGGCGGGGGAGAUUAACUCCAGUUAGCAUUCAAGAACAGGUUCACCCCAGCGCUGCAAAGCUGGAGCAUCGGAGAAAGGGAAGCUGUAGUCAUCAGGCAAUGACAUCAUGGAAAGAGGGACCUUGGUGGCUGCAGCAGGUUAAUUGACACUUAAGACAAACAUGGAUGUGUUGUCCAAAUAUUCCUGAAUGCACUCGUGCAUUUAAGACUCCAAUGAAACUGUGGUAAUGUGAACAUCUACUGUAUUACUCUGCCCUCUCUCUCUCUGUCCCUCCCUUCAACCCUGGCAUUGGCUGCUUUCUGCAAGUGCACCAAGUACUGUAUAUCUCACACCAGCUCUGAUCUUACCUCCAUUUUGCAGCUCAUUUACUAAAAAUCCAAAUGGCUUGCGUUAUGAAGUAGUAGGGGGAGAAUAGCUCUCACAAAGCGUUAACAAAUAAACACAUGAGAAGGGAAGUUGUGUGUUUGGGUGUGUAAGUCAGGGCUCAGCCAGCAUGUUGGCUUGUUUGUUCACAAAACAAUUUUUUUUUUUGCAAAGGUGUCAUGCCAGUUUAUGAAGUUUCUAGAGGGCUGUUUAUUGAUCAGGACAGACGACCAUACGUGUUGUGGUCAAUCUGGAAUUGUGGGAUGUACUUGUUCAUUUGUUUCCUGAAGGUACAGAGAUAAGAAUAGAGUUGUUCAGGAGUUUCACGCACCUUAAAUCGUUAUUGUUUGAUUCAGCGAGGAUCAAAGUGGGUUUGAGAUUUCUUGGAUUUUCUUGCUCUGAGUCUUCCUCUCUGGGUCUGGCCAUAAAAAAAUGAAAUAAAA
Etheostoma cragini (Arkansas darter) is the source of this 3503-nucleotide messenger RNA. RefSeq names its product MYC associated zinc finger protein (gene maz). Gene Ontology annotation, cellular component: nucleus. Bases 1050 to 2564 code for a protein of 504 amino acids. Gene Ontology annotation, molecular function: RNA polymerase II cis-regulatory region sequence-specific DNA binding; DNA-binding transcription factor activity, RNA polymerase II-specific. The transcript is spliced from 7 exons. The record is from RefSeq and is a predicted model, not a curated record. Gene Ontology annotation, biological process: regulation of transcription by RNA polymerase II. Lineage: Eukaryota; Metazoa; Chordata; Actinopteri; Perciformes; Percidae.